This is a messenger RNA of Mycena indigotica, 378 nucleotides long. RefSeq lists its product as uncharacterized. Bases 1 to 378 code for a protein of 125 amino acids. The record is from RefSeq and is a predicted model, not a curated record. Gene Ontology annotation, molecular function: RNA binding. The transcript has 2 exons. Lineage: Eukaryota; Fungi; Basidiomycota; Agaricomycetes; Agaricales; Mycenaceae.
AUGGAAGCCGACUACCAGGUGCAGGAACAAGAUGGCCCACACGACCACCCCAUUCUACACGAGCCACUUCUCUACAUCUCGAAUCUACCACCCUACGUGACGGACGAGAAUAUCGCCAUGGCCUUUGUUACUUGUGGUCCAUUUCGUCCAAAGAUCACUAGAGAUGGGAGCAACAAUCCGCUUAGUGGGACAAUCGAGUUUAGAUUUCCAGAGAAGGCCGAGAAGGCACUUGCCACCCUUCAAUCGCGUCCUCUCCCUGGUCUCAUCCCUCCAGUACCCUUAGUUUUGUCACCUUACCCCCCCCGCAAACCCUCCAACACCCCUGCCACCACCUUCUGCCCUCCCACGACUGGUCAAACACCUCCCUGCGGGGUAUAA